This is a messenger RNA of Oryzias latipes (Japanese medaka), 1466 nucleotides long. It is a transcript of the gene phyh, whose product is annotated as phytanoyl-CoA 2-hydroxylase. NCBI's taxonomy places the organism in Eukaryota, Metazoa, Chordata, Actinopteri, Beloniformes, Adrianichthyidae. The record is from RefSeq and is a predicted model, not a curated record. Gene Ontology annotation, molecular function: phytanoyl-CoA dioxygenase activity. Gene Ontology annotation, biological process: fatty acid alpha-oxidation.
UAUAUAAAAAACAGUCAAACAACAGUCAGCAGUCUAUCUGGUUCUGUGUCCUCUAACAGCACCGGGAACAAACAUGUCUCGAGCUGCAGACAGGCUCCGGCUGGUGAUGGGUCACGUGGACCGCUCUCCGUCCUCCAUCACCUGUGAGCAGACUUCAGCCCAAGCCUUCACCUCCAAUCAGCCGCAGAGACUGAGGUAUUCCUACGACACGGGUUUGCUGAGCCCACAGCAGCGGCUCUUCUACGAGGAGAACGGCUUCAUCCUCGUCAGGAACCUGGUGUCUGAUGGCGACAUUGAACGAUUCAGGAAGGAGUUUGAGCGCAUCUGCCGACAGGAAGUGAAAGUCCCCGGCCUGGUGGUGAUGCGGGACGUGGCCAUUGCCAAAUCGGAGUUCGUUCAAGAUCAGAAGGCCGUGUCCAAACUCCAGGACUUUCAGGAAGACCCUGAACUGUUUCGGUACUGCUCCUUACCAGAGAUCCUGAAGUAUGUGGAGUGUUUCACUGGACCAAACAUCAUGGCCAUGCACACGAUGCUGAUCAACAAGCCCCCGGAUGCAGGUAAGAAGACGUCUCGCCAUCCAUUGCACCAGGAUCUGCAUUACUUCCCAUUCCGGCCCACGGACCGCAUCGUCUGCGCCUGGACGGCGAUGGAGAAGGUGACCCGGCAGAACGGCUGCCUGGUCGUCCUGCCGGGAACACAUAAGAGUACGCUGCAGGAGCACGACUAUCCAGAGUGGGAGGGUGGGGUGAACAAGAUGUACCACGGGGUGCGCAACUAUGACCCAGAUCACCCCAGAGUGUAUGUGGAAAUGGAGAAAGGGGACACCGUCUUCUUCCACCCUCUGCUCAUCCACGGCUCAGGAAUGAACCAGACUAAAGGCUUCAGAAAGGCCAUCUCCUGCCACUACGCCAGCAGUGACUGUUAUUACAUCGACGUGAAGGGAACCACGCAGGAGAACAUCGAGAACGAAGUGUCGCAGAUCGCAGAGAAGAAGUACGGCAUGGGGGACGUCAGCUUCAUGGAUACCUGGGCCAUCCGAGGUCGCCUGGUGCAGGGGGAGAGGAUCUCCAUGUGAAGAUGCCCCCCCGCAAUCAGCAGGACGCAACAGAACCCGAGAAACCAACGGCACUAACCGGCAGUCCUAAGGGGAAAGAUAAGGGAUUAUAAUUCCACUAACAGACUGCUGAAAAGGAGGAUGUUUGAUGCCAAGAAAAAAAAGGUGUGUGUGAGAAAAGUGAAGGAAGAAGGGAGGACCGACAGGAAACAGAGAGGAAGAAGCUCAAAUAACGUCUGUCUGUGUUGGUUUGAUUAAAUGAAGCCUUAAUAGCAUCCUGCCUUAAAGAAUCAUCAGCAUUUAAACUCACAGCUUCAAAGAUUUUAAGAACGAAUAGCACUUAUUUUCCUGAAUUCUUUCCAAGUAUAUAGAUAUUGAAUUAAAAUGUAUAAAUAAAGUCAUUUAAACUGGA